AUGGCUCGGGAAGCGGCGGCGAAAGUUGAGGAAGGGGAAGCAACAGCCAUUGUGAGAGUUGAAGAAGAGAUCAGAGGGUAUUGUAAAAGCGUGGUGAGAAAGGGGAAACAAAGAUGUUGGCAUAUAGUAAAUGAACACUGGACUCUAUCUUAUGCUGACUCGCUUACGGGAUGGUUGGAGGAGAUGUGGACGGGAUUGGCCAAACAUUUGCUUGAGAAAAUUGUCAUUAUGCAUGCUAAGAAAGGUUUGUUUGCUGUCCGUGAGGCUAAAGCAAUUGUUGCUCGUGAAGCCCUGAGCUGGUUAAAGGAUCAUGGGUGGCAGCGAUUUGUUCUGGAGACGGAUGUCCAAGUUGUAACGCAUGUUGUCACGGCUGGUCAAUCAAAUACGCCAUUCGGUUUCAUCAUUCAAGAGAUCCGUACUCUACUUCGCCAUAUGCCUCUCGUAGAAUUUCGUUUUGUGCCUCGUAGUCGUAAUAUGAUUGCUCACUCUUUAGCAAGACAUGCUUUAAACUAUGAGGGGGAGGGCAUGCUUGGGUUUUUUGACUCUGUGCCUGGUUUUAUUUCUGCGUUUUGUGUCUGA
Ipomoea nil (Japanese morning glory) is the source of this 579-nucleotide messenger RNA. RefSeq lists its product as uncharacterized. The transcript has 2 exons. NCBI's taxonomy places the organism in Eukaryota, Viridiplantae, Streptophyta, Magnoliopsida, Solanales, Convolvulaceae. The record is from RefSeq and is a predicted model, not a curated record. Gene Ontology annotation, molecular function: nucleic acid binding; RNA-DNA hybrid ribonuclease activity. Bases 1 to 579 code for a protein of 192 amino acids.